Messenger RNA from Sporothrix brasiliensis 5110, 273 nucleotides. RefSeq lists its product as uncharacterized. The transcript is spliced from 2 exons. NCBI's taxonomy places the organism in Eukaryota, Fungi, Ascomycota, Sordariomycetes, Ophiostomatales, Ophiostomataceae. The record is from RefSeq and is a predicted model, not a curated record. The coding region runs from base 1 to 273 and encodes 90 amino acids.
AUGUCCGGCGUUAAGAGCUCGCUGCCCUCGCACAUCAAGGCCACUGGCAGCAUUGGCGGCGACGACGAUGGCAAGAGACACCAUGGCAAGACUCAGUCCCACAUGGCGUUCGAAAACACGUCCACAAACAUUGCGGCUGCGCAAAUGCGCAAUGCCCUGACUGAGCUCGCCGAGACCGUCACAGACCCCGCAGAGAAGAAGGCAAGUCCGAUUCCGCCAUUCAUCCCGCAUUCUGGUGCAAAACGAAAUGCUAACACUACCUUAGCUGUUUGA